AAGAUAAAAGACGAAUAAUUAAUUCCAUAUUUCUCAGCAAGAUGUACCGUCUAAAAUAUUUAAAAGCUCUUUUAUGUUUAGUUUUGUUCAACACGACAUUUAUAGCUUGCCACCACGUUAAUGACACAUACAGACUGUUACGCGACAAACUUUCAUAUUAUGACAAGACAAUCAGACCAAAAAUCAACCAGUCAGAGCAGACAGUGGUAUAUUUUACAUUCGGGUUAUUGUCUUUGAAAGAACUCGAUGAGGUAAAUCAAAGAUUGAGCGUCGCAGCCUUCACCUCAUUGGUAUGGACUGACGAAUUGUUGCGAUGGACCCCAAACGACUAUGGUAAUAUGACACAACUUCGGACUGGGAGUGGCAAAUUCUGGACACCAAACUUGAUCUUAGUGAAUAGUGCUGAAUCGGUGAAUGAACCUUCUAUGACACCGAUGGUUAUUCAAUCAAACGGCCAAGUUAUUAUUUUUCCAACUCAAUCGUUUUCAAUUCCAUGUGACUUGGAUGUAACAGCGUAUCCUUUUGACCGACAUGUAUGUUUAUUAGCUCUAUCAUCACAAAUAUACGAAACUAAUGAAUUGGUGAUAAAGCCAAUUAAGCAAGAAGUCGAUACAAGUUACUUUGUUAGCCAUGGUGCUUGGGAAUUACAAGACUCUCGGAUUGUGGACUUUACGGCGCAGUCCUUUUCAAAUAUAAAUAUAUACUUAAGUUUUGAACGGAAGCCUCGUUUUGUCAUCUUUAAUGUGAUACUUCCUAUAAUGUUCUUGUCAUUCCUAAGCGUUUUUGUAUUUCUUAUACCAUCCGACAGUGGCGAAAGAAUGUCUUUCACUUUAACAAUGCUUCUUGCAAUUUCAGUCUUUCUGACAUUGGUUGGUGAUAAUUUACCGAAAAUUUCAACAUUUAUGCCAGUGCUUAGCUAUUACAUUAUUUCUAUGUUGGUAAUGUGUGUAUCGAUAGCAUUAGCAACGAUUUUAAACCUACGUCUGUUCCAUUUAGACGAAGCUGAACCAAAACCCAGAUGUUUGACAAAGGUCGUCACACGAUGUUCUAAAAAAGCAAUUGCAAAGCAUGCUAUUUAUCCUGAAUCACCGGACAGGAACGACAUUGGAUCAAAAGACAUUGAAUUGUUAGAAACUUCGGAUGAUACACAUAAAAAAGACCAUCAGUCAUCGACUCUGCAGCAAUACAACAAUGUGAAGGUCAAUGAUAACCCAGACGAGUCUGUCGAACAAUCUACGUACCCUGGCAGUAAAAUAACAUGGAAAGAUAUAAGUGCUGUGUUCGAUAUUCUAUUUUUUCUGACCUUCCUUGUUGUAUUUAUUUUAGCUACGGUUACAUAUGUUGUAGUUGUGUUAACAAAUCGUCGAUUAACGAUUGAUGAUGCAAUAAUGUCCUUGAAAAUGAAGUUUAAUAUAGAUGUAUGAUGUUUAUGCACUCAUUGUUUUACACAACUGAUUACCAAGAUUUUGGUACUCGUGUAUUGUAUAUUUUUCAUGAUUCUGGGCAUCAAGUUUGACAUCUUAAGAAUAAGCAGCUUUGUUAUCACAAAAUGACUCAUUGGGACAGAACUAAUAUAUAUUAAAGACUUAUUGAUAUCACGAAAGAUUUUCUACACACCUUUUAAAGUCCUAAAUAUCAGCUGAUGUUUACAACGUGAAAGUUAUUUGAAGAAAACAAAAAGUAAAUCAUGAUUAGAGAUCAUUAAUACACUUGUUACUAUAUAUAGUAACAAAAUUGC
Messenger RNA from Ruditapes philippinarum (Manila clam), 1738 nucleotides. RefSeq names its product acetylcholine receptor subunit alpha-like. Gene Ontology annotation, cellular component: membrane; synapse; neuron projection. The transcript has a single exon. Gene Ontology annotation, molecular function: transmembrane signaling receptor activity; neurotransmitter receptor activity; extracellular ligand-gated monoatomic ion channel activity. NCBI's taxonomy places the organism in Eukaryota, Metazoa, Mollusca, Bivalvia, Venerida, Veneridae. Gene Ontology annotation, biological process: nervous system process; regulation of membrane potential; monoatomic ion transmembrane transport. Bases 42 to 1424 code for a protein of 460 amino acids. The record is from RefSeq and is a predicted model, not a curated record.